AUGGAUAAAUUGCUCUGCAUUCGAUUGAAUAAUGCGAUGAUGGAAAUGAAAUUCAAAAUGAUGGAUGUUUUGACUGUCAACUUGAAUGCAUUUCUAAUUGCCUUUCAUGUUUAGAUAACGAAGUUUGUUUUAUGUGUUAAGACAACUAUUAAUUAGAAGGAUAAUUAUGCUUACCAAUCUGUGGUGAUGGCAUUAUUAUUAGUGGAUUUGAAGAUUGUGAUGAUGGAAAUGUUGAACCUAAUGACGGAUGCUAUUAAUGCAAAUUUGAAUGUUCAUAAGGUUGUCUUGAUUGUGAAAAUGGAUAAGUUUGCAAAUAAUGUAAUAAUUAAUACAUCUUAAAUAAUCAAACGGGUAAAUGUGAAAAGAUCAAAUAAUUAGAUGAUUAGAAUCAAGAUUUAAAUGAAAAUCCAAAUGAAUUUGAGGAUACCUUUAAUCUAGUAUGUAGCAAAAAUUUCAUCUUAAUUGAUUUUGAAUGUGUUAAUUAAUGUGGAAAUGGAAUGCUUAAUAUUAUAUAUGAACAAUGUGAUGAUGGAAACUUAAUUGGAGGGGAUGGAUGUUCUUUUUUUUGUAUUGAAGAAGAUAAUUUUAAAUGUCAAAAUCAUUAAGACAGUAUGA
Molecule: messenger RNA, 615 nt
Organism: Paramecium primaurelia
Lineage: Eukaryota; Ciliophora; Oligohymenophorea; Peniculida; Parameciidae
Source: the annotation of a GenBank genome assembly